Fukomys damarensis (Damara mole-rat) is the source of this 2186-nucleotide messenger RNA. RefSeq names its product mitochondrial ribosomal protein L57 (gene Mrpl57). Gene Ontology annotation, molecular function: structural constituent of ribosome. Gene Ontology annotation, cellular component: mitochondrial ribosome. Gene Ontology annotation, biological process: mitochondrial translation. The coding region runs from base 106 to 414 and encodes 102 amino acids. NCBI's taxonomy places the organism in Eukaryota, Metazoa, Chordata, Mammalia, Rodentia, Bathyergidae. The transcript is spliced from 2 exons. The record is from RefSeq and is a predicted model, not a curated record.
UCUCGCGAUAGCUGAAGUCUCGCGCGAAGUCGCCAAGAGGCUCGUGAAUCCCGUGCUUCUGCUGGCAGGAGGGGUUUGGGCGCGCUGUGGUGCAGGGCUGGCACCAUGUUCCUUACUGUCGUCCUCCGACGCGCUCGCAUCCCCGGCCGACUGACGAUCGGGAAGCACCGGCGGCCGCGGUUCGUGUCUGAGCAGGCAAAGCAGAACAUGAUCCGCCGCCUGGAGGUGGAGGCGGAGAACCACUACUGGCUGAGCAUGCCCUACAUGAGCGCGGAGCAGGAAAUCGGCCACGCCGCCGAGCGUCGGGCUCGGGCCUUCGAGGCCAUCAAGGCAGCCCGCAAGGCCAAGUUCCCCCCGCACAGGUUCACUGCCGACCAGCUCGACCAUCUCAAUAUUACCAGGAAGUGGGCCUGACCCUGAGCCUUGCUCUUCUACUGUAUGGAUAACGGGACUCCUCUGCCUACCUGAACUUGGGGACUGAAACUAAUUUCUGUAAAAUUGUGAAUCUUUAGUGUUUUAUUAAGACAAACCAACCCCACAUAGGGCCCUGUAAAUAGAAUAUCAGGGGCAGUGGAGAGUGUGAGCAGUGACCUGUUAGGUUUCUCUUUUUUGGAGCUUAAUAGGAAGACAUCAGGGGUUUCCAGGGUCAUAAAUGAUAAAAAAUCUUGAAUGAAAGCUGCAAUAAAACUGUCUAUUGUGAUUUCAGGUCUCAAAGUAUGAGGUCGUUGAUGGGAGCUUUAUUGUGCAAUAGUAUUUUUGCAAAAAUAAUUGCCUAAGUUUGAUCACUAGUACAAAAAAAAAAAUUGCCUGAAUUUAAACAAAUACAAGCUUUUCAAGUUCGACAUACUAUUAAAAAUAGCUCUUCCUGGGCCCGGGAUUUAGCCUAGUGGUUCCAGCGCCUGCCUUGCAAGCAUAAGGUCCUGAGUUUGAUCCCCGGUACGAAAAAAAAAAAAAUAGCUCUUCCUUCUAGGAUCUCACGGUGGACAUUUGAGUGAAAUAAGUAUUAGAAUUGUUAACAUAAAAGUGUAUUUAUUUUGUAAUAUAAUGUACUGUAAUAUUCACCACUUGAGUAUGUUUGUUUUUUUGUCAAAAGUGGUGACCCACACCUGAAGUCCCAGCAUUGAAGGCCGAGGCAGGAGGACUAUGGUGAGUUCAAGACCAGUCGGGGCUACAUAGCAAGACCUUGUCUCAAAUAAAUAACCUUAUUCCAGAUAUAAUAAAGAUAUCCAGACACUUAGUAUUACCAACUACAGCACCCUAAUAGUUGGCCCUAUUUUAUAUACAAGAAAAUACUUAAGGAACUUGUCCAAAGCAGAAAUAUUUUUAACUGCUAUACAUACAUUUAAUAGGUAGUUGUUUUUGAGACAGAGUUUCAAUGUGUAUUUCAGGCUGGCUUGGAACUCUGUGUGCCCAGGCUGGCCUUGAAUCUGUGGCAGUCCUCCUGCCUCAGCCUCCCAAGUGCCGGGACCACAACCAUGCACCUCCAUGCUGGGAGCAUUUAAUAGGAUAUUUGCAAAUCGCAUAGAAGGAAAAACUCCACUACCCCUAGUGAAAUAAUCUCCAUACUGCAUUUUUGGUUUUGUCUUAUAUACAUAGAUUUUGAAUAGGUCAUGAGAUUACAGAUAGAUGGAAUUUAGAGCCAAAAACUCUUUAACAUUUAAAUAAUGACACCAAGUGGCUAUCAAGAAAACAGACUCCAAGACUGAUGUAUGAGUGCCCAUCUUAUUUUCCAGCACUGAAUUAACCAGAAAUACCCUAUUUUGCUAAUUAGCUAAUUCCCACCUUAAAAUCUGCCAUUAGUAUGUAUAGGCCCUGGUAGAGACACUAUUAUUAUUAUUCAUUGCACUUAACAACAGUGCUUAGGCAUUUCAUAGUUGAAUGUUUAACCAAACUGAACUGUUAAUAUUUUGUAUCCUUGUUAUAUAAAUACUUAAAUGCUUUUCACUGCUCAUAGAACUGUCUUGUGUAUAGGGGCAAUCUGAUAUUCUGAACUUAUAUUUUCAUGCCAGGAGAUAGUGGUAGCUCAAGCAGUUUACCACAACUGGUACUUCUGUUAUUCUUAUCUAUAUAUAGGUCAGAAACCUUUGAGUUUGAAGUUUGAGAAAUGAUUAUGGUUAAUUUGAAUCUCAGAAGAUACUUGGGAAGCAAAAUAAAAUCUUGAUCUUGAGAGACAAGUAGGUUUUUUU